AUGCCGCUGGGAAAGUUGCUGAAAUCUGGUGCGGGGUCACUGCUAAGCGGCCGGGGAUUCCGAGGGCUCAAGCGAGUUUUUCUGGACUAUACUUCUCCUGUUGAGAAAACGAUCUCGAAGGCCUUCAAGGGGCGAAAUAUGGAUAGGCUCGAUUCUUGGCAUCUGAUGGGAAUCGUGGUAGAUCCUGACUGGUAG
Guyanagaster necrorhizus is the source of this 195-nucleotide messenger RNA. RefSeq lists its product as uncharacterized. Lineage: Eukaryota; Fungi; Basidiomycota; Agaricomycetes; Agaricales; Physalacriaceae. The transcript is spliced from 2 exons. Bases 1 to 195 code for a protein of 64 amino acids. The record is from RefSeq and is a predicted model, not a curated record.